AUGGUUGACUGGGAGAUACACAACAAACUUAGCUUACUUGCACUUUACCUCGAAAAUUUCCCAGACACGAUACCCUUGGUGCAUGCUUCGGCUACACAGUAUGGCUUUGACUUUUAUGCUGCCGAUGAUGAAGAUAUCUUGGACAUGGGCGAGAUUGGCGCUCUGAAUCGGGCAUUCGAAAUUCGACUGGGUCAACGCAAUAAUGGGCCAAUUAUCUUCAAGGAGCGAGGUGUUGGUCUCGAAGGUGUUGUUGACGUGCUGAAGUCAUACUUCGAGAAGCACGAGCAUUCGAACGAGGUCGCAUUACUUCACAAAUGGCUGGAUGAUCUCAUCGUUACAAACCUGAGGUAUAAUGCAAAUCCCGCCAAAAAAUUGCUUGUUCGAUGGCGAGACAUGGACGAAACUAUUUUCCACAAGCGUACAGCUUCAGACAUGGAUAUGUCUGAAGACCUUCCACUCCCUGGACGCCGUCCACCUCAACCAAGACCCUUCAACUCCAAUCCACCCAACGACGCUGGUGAUCCCAAAUUUCCCGAUGAUGGUGCUGAAUGGCUGAACGACGAGCGAGGACUGGCGAGCGAGUUUGAAAAAGUUGACAGCUCAUAUUUCUUGCUUGCAGGGGCAAAUGUACAUAUCGAGUUGCGCUCUCCCUAUCUCCGCGACUUCCUGGACGAAACACCCCGAAACAUGAAUCCCCAUGCCAAGGUGUUAACAACAUCGUCCAUUGUCGCGUCAUCGUCGUCGUCGUUAGAGGCAAUUCCUGAUGCAAAAGCCUGGGAUGUAUGGCCGUAGAACCACAUUUACCCUAAUUAACCGUUAAACUCGUCAAAUCUACAAGUAAAUUAGCGCUAAUUAGCAGACUUGCAAAUUUACGCUAAUUUACAUAGGUUAAUUUGACCUCCCAGACAGCCUUUGCUAAUUAGCCCUGUUAAUCUGGCCUCAGACCAGAUUUACAGGACACUAAUAAU
Suillus subalutaceus is the source of this 968-nucleotide messenger RNA. RefSeq lists its product as uncharacterized. The coding region runs from base 1 to 792 and encodes 263 amino acids. Lineage: Eukaryota; Fungi; Basidiomycota; Agaricomycetes; Boletales; Suillaceae. The transcript has 2 exons. The record is from RefSeq and is a predicted model, not a curated record.